UCAAAUAACUGCCAUUCAGCAGCGCAGUUGAGGAGUAAGUGGAGUAAGCCCCUUUCUAGAAGUGUUCCUGUCUCGUUCUCCUCUCCGAUUUCGACAGUUCUCAGCUUAGUUUCGUUGUCAUCCGUUGACAGCCUACAUUCGAACCGGAUCUCCCUCAAAAUUUUGCCAUGAACUCCAACCCGAGGCUGGCCCCCGCCAUGCGGCAGUCGAGCCAGGCCAGGGACCGGCCCGAGAAGGACCGGGACGAGAACGCCUGGCCGAAGGAGGCGCAGCUCCACCAACCCCCGGAGCAGACCCAGCUGCUGCUCGCGGAGCGGGCCAGCGGCCUGGCCGUGAAGGCCUAUCUGCUGCAGUGCGGCCUGCCCUUUCUGGAGCGGAUCAGCGACCACGCCGAGUUUAUGUCGCCGGGUGGACGGCUCACUCGGCUGCCCCUGCUCCGGCUGGGGCCCGUGCGGGUCUUAUCCGAGUUCGGACCGAUCGCCGCCCACGUGGAGGCCACACAGCCGGGGCACUGCCUGGACGGCUGGCUGGCGGAGGAGCAGCGCGACGAGAUGCGCUGCCUCGCCAGCUACGUGGAGAACGUCUUCAGCCUGGCGGAGAUCCACUUCAGCUUCAUGGACACUCUCAACUACCAGCUGUACACCGGACCGAGGAGCGGGGCGGCCCAUCCGUGGCCGCUGUGCCUGCUGCGGCGGUUCGCCAAGCAGCGGGAGGCCAACCGGCUCCUGAAGGUCUACCAGUGGACGACCUUGGACCCCGACGAGGUCCUGCACGAGGUGAGCCUCUGCUGCGGCGCGCUGGUGGCCAAGCUGGAGGAGAACGAGGCCGGCGCGAAGUACUUCUUCGGGGCGAGGCCCUGCCAGCUGGACGCCCUCGUCUUCGGCCACGUGGCCGCCAUCCUGUCCACCCGGAUGCCCAACAUGGAGAUGACCGACCUGCUCUACGGCUUUCCGCGCCUCAUAGCCCACUGCCGGCGCAUCGACAACAGCCUGUUCCAGGGCCAGCUCCUGGCCGAGGAGGGCGAGGACCUCCUUGACGACCAGGAGGAGGAGGAGGAGGAGGGCGCCACGGAGCAGCACAAACAAAAUUAAAGACGGUGGAGCGCCCAGGACAAAGGA
Molecule: messenger RNA, 1118 nt
Organism: Drosophila ananassae
Lineage: Eukaryota; Metazoa; Arthropoda; Insecta; Diptera; Drosophilidae
Product: metaxin-2
Exons: 1
Coding region: 168-1091 (307 amino acids)
Biological process (GO): mitochondrion organization
Cellular component (GO): SAM complex
Source: RefSeq, a predicted model, not a curated record